UCCUCACUCAGAUUCCCUCUGCUGCCUUAGUCCUUUGUUCCUUCAGCUGGGGAGAAGCUGACUCUUCCAUCUUACGGGAGAUGUGUUCCUAGGGGACUUGGGAGGGGUGGGAUUGGAGGCGGGGCGGAGCUGGAGAUGGGGCAGGACCAGUCUAAACAACAGAUUGAGAAGGGCCUUCAGCUCUACCAGUCAAACCAGACGGAGAAAGCCCUGCAGGUGUGGAUGAGGAUGCUGGAGAAGAGCACGGACCUCGUAGGCAGGUUCCGAGUGCUGGGCUGCUUGGUCACUGCCCACUCAGAAAUGGGCCGUUACAAGGACAUGCUGAAGUUCGCUGUAGUGCAGAUCGACACGGCCCGCGAAUUGGAAGAUGCUGACUGCCUGAUGGAGAGUUACCUGAACCUCGCCCGAAGCAACGAAAAGCUGUGUGAAUUCCAGAAGACCAUCUCCUACUGUAAGACCUGCCUCAACAUGCAGGGUACCCGGGUGGGCCACCAGCUCAACGGGCAGGUCAGCCUGAGCAUGGGCAAUGCCUUUCUGGGCCUCAGCCUCUUCCAGAAGGCCCUGGAGAGCUUUGAGAAGGCCCUUCGCUAUGCACACAACACCGACGACAAGAUGCUGGAGUGCCGGGUCUGCUGCAGCCUGGGCAACUUCUACUCCCAGGUCAAGGACUACGAGAAAGCUCUGUUCUUCCCCUGCAAAGCUGCCGAGCUGGUGAACGACUACGGCAAGGGAUGGAGCCUUAAGUACCGCGCCAUGAGCCAGUACCACAUGGCGGUGGCCUAUCGGAAGCUAGGGCACCUGGGCGACUCCAUGGAAUGCUGUGAGGAGUCCAUGAAGAUUGCCCUCCAGCACGGGGACCGGCCUCUGCAGGCUCUCUGUCUGCUCUGUUUCGCUGACAUCCACCGAAGUCGCAGAGACUUGGAGACAGCCUUCCCUAGGUAUGACUCUGCCAUGAGCAUCAUGACGGAAAUCGGGAACCGACUGGGGCAGGUGCACGUACUGCUGGGCUUGGCCAAAUGCUGGGUGACCAAGAAGGAGCCGGAGAAGGCUUUAGAUGUCAUUGAAAAGGCCCAGGAUCUGGCCGAGGGACUGGGGAACAAGCAGGGGACAGCAGCGGGAGCUGCGGGCUCACGUCGUGCGCUUCCACGAGUGCGUAGAGGAGACCGAGCUCUACUGUGGGCUCUGUGGGGAGUCCAUCGGGGAGAGGAACAGCCGGCUGCAGGCCCUGCCUUGCUCCCACUUCUUCCACCUCAGGUGCCUGCAGAACAAUGGGACCCGGAGCUGCCCCAACUGCCGACGCUCCUCCAUGAAGCCGGGCUUUGUGUGACCGAGGGACCGAAGCCCUGCUCCAGGCCUGGAAGUGGCGUGGGAGAGAACUGCUCCAAAGCAGACUGUGGACCCAGACGGGGCCCUUCCUCCUUCCUUCUUCCUCCCCCGUCACUGCCCAGGGCUCGCUCGUCUGCCUGGGUAUGCUGGAGUCCUGGACCGGCCAAGGAUUUCCUUGCCCAGUGGGACCUCACCAUCAUUAGCCUGCUAGAGCCUUCCUUAUCUGAACUCUGCCAAAGCCGCGUUGCCAUCAGGUUUUUUCCCCUUGAAUUCCAAGUUAGCUUUGUUUUAGAAGUGGCCCAGAGAAGUCCAGCUUCAUUGUCCAGAUUACCCCACCCCAUACACACCCCUGCCCCUUAUACUGUCCUCCAGCAUUCCUGGCUGCCAUGUUUCUGACCUUGAUUUAACCCUGCCUUUGUCCCCUUUCCCCUGUAUCACCCCACUUCUGCCCAAUUUCACCCUUCAAGUCCCUUGAACUCAGUCCCAUCUCUAGGGAAAGUUAGCAUUCUGGAGGCCAGAUUCCUGUCUGUGGUGGUGGCAGUAACUGGGGUUAUUCUGCCCCUUCCCCCGGCUAUUAUCCUCAACUCUGGGAUUGGGUGCCUGACUUCCCUCACAAGGGGAUACAACUAUUUGGGAUUCUUUUCUUUGUCAGGCCUGCCUAGGCUUGGGCCACCUUCCCCCCAGCCUCGCUGCUUCCCAAAGGAUUCCAGCCAGCCCCUGAUGCUGGCCUCCACUUGUUUGUAUUCUGAUCUUUAUAGAAAAAUAAAAAAUAAAUCAUUUC
Phascolarctos cinereus (koala) is the source of this 2107-nucleotide messenger RNA. Lineage: Eukaryota; Metazoa; Chordata; Mammalia; Diprotodontia; Phascolarctidae. The record is from RefSeq and is a predicted model, not a curated record.